GUUCUGGGAACCCAAUUGUCGAGGCAGACACGAAGGACAUAAAAGACCUAAGGCUCUCGUCUUCCACCCCACUUCAGCCAGGUCCCAAUUCCCAACUUUGCCAGGUUCAAUUGCGCCGGCGUCGUCUCCUAUCGAUUAUGGCAGCAGCAGCAGCAACAUCAACCAUCACCAGAGUGCCCGUAGCAGCUUGUAGUAGCAUUUCUUUUUCUGAAACGAAAAGACGAAUUCAACCUACUCGACUGACAACUACCGAUAGAAUAAGACUCCCAGCACAGCGAUUCUCUCGAACCCGGAUAUGUCAUUUCACGACAGUAUCGUGUCUCCCUCCUGCGCCGCUGCCGUUGUCCAAAACCCAUUUCAAUCCCUCCACCAGGCUCUUUGUCAGCGGGCUGUCGUUUCGUACCACAGAGGAGAGCUUGACAAAUGCCUUCAAAGCUUUUGGCGAGCUCUUAGAAGUGAACUUGGUAAUGGAUAAAAUCGCUAAUCGACCGAGAGGUUUUGCAUUCAUUCGCUAUGCUACGCAGGAGGAAUCUCAGAAAGCCAUUGAGGGGAUGCAUGGCAAGCAAAUGUGACUAGAGUUUCCAAAUUCUGUACACACUGGAAUGGAGUCAGAUUUGAAUACACUUGUGAUCCAUUGUUUUGCUGUCCAAGUGUUGGAGAGGCAGAGUACAGGCAGCCUUUUGAGUUUCAUGCUAUUCUGUGCUUAAAGACGGCUGUUUCAAAUGCUGUAAUAUUGAAAGGUUUCAGCUUUGAGCUGUCUUCUCGCGGUAGAAUUAUCUGAUCUUUCUCUAUCAUGGUCUAUCUUGUUGGGAAGAAAAUUUGGAGCAUUUAAUAGGCAUGUCUAUGUGAAAUUUUUGGCAUCUGGGGUCUGCUGAUGCAUAAAGAAUGCAAAUCUUUUGUGACUAACACAAAUGGCAUCCACUAAAUUUGCAACUCUACAGACAUAUGAUGCUUGAAUAUGACUUGGGCUCCGAGUAGACUUCAAUACAUGAUAUCAAUGCACUCCCUGCAUAUUCUACAUGAUGUCUUCCACCUGUUUGGUUAUCAAAUCUUGUGUACUCUUUCUAGAAUUUAUGAUCUAGAGCUCUUUGAUACACUGUUGACAUCCUUUGAUAUGAAAGUUGCCUAGUGGGAGUGAAAGUUUUUCCUGACGCGAAGUUUACUUACA
Coffea eugenioides is the source of this 1168-nucleotide messenger RNA. Its product is annotated as organelle RRM domain-containing protein 6, chloroplastic-like. NCBI's taxonomy places the organism in Eukaryota, Viridiplantae, Streptophyta, Magnoliopsida, Gentianales, Rubiaceae. Gene Ontology annotation, molecular function: RNA binding. Gene Ontology annotation, biological process: cytidine to uridine editing; chloroplast mRNA modification. Gene Ontology annotation, cellular component: chloroplast. The transcript is spliced from 4 exons. The coding region runs from base 138 to 572 and encodes 144 amino acids. The record is from RefSeq and is a predicted model, not a curated record.